AUGGAGGUGUUCAAUCCGAAUCCUGUGAUCUUUGCGCCCGCGAAAGCGACUGGCCGUCGCUCCAAGCCGAGCAAACCGGAGUCUUUCUGGGACGAUGAGGAGGCGGACGUAGAAGUUGAUGAAAACACAGUCGAGCCCAUCGACCAGGAUGAAAUAUUCGAUCUGAUACGCCAUAUAUCUGACCCCGAGCAUCCAAAUUCACUUGAGGAGCUGCGAGUAGUCUCUGCGCCGCAAAUCAGCGUUUCAGAGAACCGCGUGAUAGUCGAGUUUACACCGACUGUUCCUCACUGCGGGAUGUCCACUCUCAUCGGUCUCUCGAUCCGCGUCCGGCUCAUGCAAAGCCUACCACCUCGAUUCAAGGUAGAUAUCUUCGUGAAACCCGGUUCGCAUCAGAGCGAGCACGCUGUUAAUAAGCAACUGAAUGAUAAGGAGCGUGUAGCAGCGGCGUUGGAGAAUCCUGCGUUAGUGGAUACUGUCGAAAAGUGCUUGGAGAAGGCCGAGUCAUGGGGGGCCUAA
This is a messenger RNA of Pleurotus ostreatus (oyster mushroom), 516 nucleotides long. RefSeq lists its product as uncharacterized. The record is from RefSeq and is a predicted model, not a curated record. The coding region runs from base 1 to 516 and encodes 171 amino acids. The transcript has 4 exons. Lineage: Eukaryota; Fungi; Basidiomycota; Agaricomycetes; Agaricales; Pleurotaceae. Gene Ontology annotation, biological process: iron-sulfur cluster assembly.